GCGUCGGUCGUUCCUCUCUCUCUCUCUCCCUCUCUCUCGCGAACGCGUAGAUUUCCUUUUGUUCUCCGUCUUCUUCCUCGUUCCUCCCGGUCUGGAGAAAGCGGAACCACGCGCGGCAUCUUCCGCGAGAGCAUCGCGGAAAAACCGCGCGCGUUCACGAGGACGACGCUCUCGAUGACGGGUGUAUCUUCUCACGGCGUCUCGAGGUGUGCGGCAUAACUGAAAGCCAUCUCACGGGAAAGAGGAUAGCGGUAUGUACUCGUCUACUUGUCCGAAAACUUGGAAAACGAUUGGAUGUUGUAUUUUUCCCCUCGGACAAGGACAGUGAUCGCUCGCGACGAGAAUCUCUGCCGGAUCGCCGGUACGACCGACCAGUGUGAACUUGUAUAAGUGGCGGUUUUCAAUGACACGUGACGCUGUCUGUUCUCCGCUGUUGGUGUUCUCCGCACUCUUAGUGUAAUUCUGUGACGAACAAGCAACGCUGUCGGUGUUCGCAACAACUAAUUUUCUCCACGCCUACGAGGAUUUUCCUGUUGUCUCGUCGUACAAUGUAGUAAAGCCGGUUGCGGAAGAAAGUUACGUCCGACGAAUCGAAUUCACGGUGCAAAUUGGUGCGUUGGGAAACAGGGAGGCUGUGAUGAGGGAAGUCGGCUAAGAGGAGCCCGUGUCGCGCAAGCGCCGGUAGAGGAGUGUAGGAAAGAUGCCGCUUUCCUUGAGAGUCUUAUUAAGCCCGCUGCUGCUUCUAAUCAUCGCAGGAAGCACCGGCGCCUUCAGCUCCCGGCAAGGAGAAUGCUUGUUUCCAGCGAAAUGGGAAGGCGCGUGGUUCCAAAGUGGCGUGAGGCAAUCAAUAUUAAUUUCCAAGAACGAAUUAUCCACCAAGGGCAGGUGUCUGCACAACGAAGGUGACAAGUACCUAUUGGUAGAUCAGAAAUCAUGCUAUCGUUGUGUCGUCAUUCACGAGAAGCAUUCCAACGUUCUACAGUAUAAAGAGACUUUUUGCCACAGUAGGAACUCUCUGGCGUCUCUCUGCUCGUACAUUACGGGGGAUGCGUUACUCUACUCCAUGUUCCGCGAGGAGGCACUCCCUGUAGCGUGCCCUUUUCGCGGUCCCAUGACCUUUUCGUACAAUCGUGGCCACGGCACGUGCUCGAAUCCACCGAGCAACGUCGACACCUGUACAGAUGACAGCAGACUUCUCUUCAAAUAUCAAGCCUGUCCUGACGUACCCGCUUCGGAGAGUGCAGUGGAGGAGCUGGAAUGUCUGGCCACCUGGAAGGAGGGCAGCAGCCGUUACUUAGUCGGCCGUCUACAUCACGGCCACGCGUCCAGUAACGAAGAUCGAUACCGGUGCUUCGUUUACGAAAAGGCAGGUCAGACUGUGCAGGGUAAUCUGAACAGGGCGGCCAUGGGUAUGGGCACCAUGGACCACGAAGUCGCCUUGCCGGGCGGGCCGGUGCCUGAAGGCUCCGCCGAGGUAUACCGGGUGGCACAGAGCGGCGACGCGACGUGCAACGGUCUGUUCAGUCCCAUGGAAGGUUCCCGAACGAUGACCCUGAGGAAAGUCUCGUCCCCGGGCGAAUGUCGGUUUCCGAAUUGGCUGACUGGACACUCGAGCGGCGGACUGACUUGGCACACUUUGGACCUCGGCAGAUCCUACACGUUUCAUCCGCGAAACGCGUCUCUGCACGUCACUAGACCGAACACGACUUCGUCAAGUUUUGAAAGCGGGUCCAUGGACUUGCAAUACGUGCCUGGACCGGAGGAUCAGGACGUGAAGAUCCUUUGUAACAGCAUAAAACAGUCGAAUGGCGCACAGACUAUGACGACGAUGACUCUGGUGGCACACUUCACUGUCGGCUGUCGAAGCGGUUUUAUGUGCAUGACAUUCUACCGAAGAGACGGCCACGUGAUCGAGCUACAAACGGGAAGUGCAGUAUCUAGACCGGAAGAAGCAUGCAGCCCACCCCAUUUUCUGCAGCACAGUACGCCUUUUCUCACCUUAGUCACGAGCUCUCCGGAACCACGUACCUGUCCAUACUUGGGCAAGUUCACAGUGACGGAUGUGAAUCGGAAUCAACGGAACACGCGCGAAAGCCGCAGAAGUCAGCAUCAGCAAGAAUCUUUGUCCAUCCGACACGAUGGCGAGAAGGUGCGGCAUGCCCAAGAGAGAAAUGAGGAUCGGCGAGGUCGUAAGCUGGAUUAUGAGGUCGAGAAGAGGCGGACCAACAAUGAGUAUCUCGUCCACGAGAGGAUGGGUCGGCGAGCACGUUCGAAUCGCGGCAACCGAAGUCGUAAGGACUACAGCCUGGAAGAAAUGUCCUCAUCGAGAAGAACUUCGGAGCUAGAGGAGACUUUCCGGGAUCUACGAGAGCGCGCCUUGCGAUCGAAGGUUAGACGAUCGGGCGAUCUGGAGCAACGCGUCGCCGAGAGCUCACAUUCUAAGACGAGGAGAUCGCGCGCUGUCGAACACCUCGAGAAAGACACGAUGGAUCGCGGAAGAGUUGACAAAAACGAGGGCGAGACGAUUGAAGACGAGGUAAAUUCGAAAGAUAAGACGAACAGAUCGAGAAGAUACCCAAAGAUAGAAGACUUUCAUCCGUAUGACGUUGAUACAAUCAGACGGUUUUGGGCCGCCGAUUCGGACGACAGCUGGACCUCCAGUACAUUGCAAGUGCAAGGCGAUUAUUUCGGGGAUUAUUUAGACGCCGAUAGCCCGCCGCGAAAGAGAUCCGCGUCGGGGAAUCCAGUCGACAAGGGUAUGACCUAUAAGGAUCUCCUGAGAAUGAAGAGGGAGCUCGAGGAACACGAGAGGGAUGAGGAUAUUCCCGAGAGGAGGGAGAAGAGAAACGAGGAUGACUCGAGGUGCAGUUCUGAGGUGACGACCUUAACCGUGGGUUGCUCCACGGCGGACAGGAUGGAGUUUCAAAGUGACUGCGUCAACGACGACGCUAUCACCGCCUACUCCUGCCACGGUAGAUGGUUCGACGCCGAGGGCACGCAGUUCGUGAUCGCCACCCCGUUGGCGCGCAGAACAGCGUGGUCGAACAGCGAGAACAACAGGGCGCAGCCCUACAGGAACAGCCGUAGACUGUGCUUCAUGUACAAAGAGAGCGGCGGAGUUGUCAGUUUAACUGCCAGCACCAUAGCGUGUCAGAGGGGCAUCCCACCGCCCACGCCGAUGUUGGCCUUCAACGCUACCAGCACCGGCCAGUGCAUGGAAGCGAACGGCGGACAGAUCAGCCGAUCGACGUACCUGACGAUCGUCCUGCUGACGGCGGUCACCGUGAUAUUCAGGUGAUUCUAAUCGAAAGCACGACAAUUAUUCGAAAUCAAUUAAGGAUCGAACUCAAACGCGGUGUCGGACACUCAGUGAAGAUCGUUAUAAGAAAUAUUCGCGAUACAGUGAUCGGCCGUGCGUGGCUCGAUCGAUCGGGCAGUAUGUAACAACUGCAGAUGAGUGCGAUCUUAGACCGUGAAUAAGAAAGAUACGGAAAAAGAGGAGCUCAUCGACCGAUUAGACAAUCGUGCUCGUGGCUCCUAUUAGUUUCUUCAAACUGUCGUCGGGAGAAACUCGCGUUCGUGCGAUCGUCGUUCCAAAGCCAAAGCGCAGUCGGCGUCGUCGAUGAAACGGAUAAGCAUUAACGAAUGACGAACGACAGAAUCGCACGAGAGAUCAUCCUGCGAAGAACCGAUGAAAGAUCCGCAAAAAAAGCUCCUGGAUUUUUGCAACAAUUCCGGCGUGCACGAUUUUAUUGGGGAGAGUUAGACGUCGAACGAAUUACGUCGGUGGCAUAAAUCGCGAUCGAAGCGAUCGAGAGAACAGCUCGAGCGUGAGUUUUCCCUGGCCAAUAGAUUUUUUUACCAGACGUAGCGCGUAGGCACUAAGGUUGAAAUCGGGCGAAGCUGACGGAGUUGUUAGGCGAUUUUUAUGGUUAGGCCAUAUCACGAUCGGUAUCGCGAACGAGACGCGGAUCUCGGUCGAGGGGCCGCAAUUCGCCCUCGUAAGAUCGAUCGUCCCGGAGUCCUCUCGUUCUUGAUCGAUAAGACGCGCGAUCGUUACUCUUUAGGACAAACAGAAAAAGAUGACUACUACGAAGAGACUAUAUUCUCAAUAAGUGCAAAAAAAAGAAAGGGAAGAAGCAUUUACUCGGUAAAUAUUUUCUUCGCCGGGCGCGCGCACGCUCAUUUCUUUGCUCAUUCUCGGGCAUGUACCCUCAAUAAGUACCGAGUAUCGACGAUAUGCGUAAUAAUUAUAUCGAUUAAUUACAAAUAAUAUACGCUAUCGUUUUUUCAACGGAUCGAGGCGGAUCCCCGCUUGUCCUGAAGUGACGCCACAAAGAAUGAAGAGAAAUGAAUCGCGGGUGAGUUGCUCGUUCUUCAUAAGACGAGCUUAGCCGAACGAGAGUGGUUUAGCUGAGCGACAAAUGGAGAAUGAGGAUAGUGAGCCUUAAUUAACAUGGCGGAGUCCUCUAGUCGAGGACUCACGAUAAGAACAAACGUGUAAUAUUAUUUCAUCCCGAACCAGUCGAGGAUUAAAGAAGGUCAAGAGAUUAUUAAACGAGACUAGGGACUCCGUUCUGGAUGUCACCAUGGUACACCGGUUUUCUCUUCCUCGGGACUCACACGGCUCACCACAUUUUUCUUUAUUCAUGCGUCGAGAGGGGCCGCCGAGGAAAUCGCACGACGCGACGCGUCCCUCCGCGUAGAAAGGCAGACGAGUGAUCCUUUGAUCUAUAUUUUCGCUUCAUUAGCAUCUCGUUAGACGCGACGCAAAUGCAACAACUCCCCGGCUGAUCCUAAGUUUUUAUUCGUCGAAGAUAAAGAUCACGUGCGAUGUCACCGUCAAGUCGGGGGGAUUGCCUUUAACGUUAAAUGUACGGUGACAGCGCGAGAUUUUUGUCUCCUGAUGAGCAGUCGAUUAGCUUAAUUAAUGACGGGACGUGCACGGACAACGUCUCUUCGGCGAUGACCCGCUCGGCGCGAAAUGUUAAUAUUAAGCAAUAAGCAAUAAAGAAACACGAAAUAUGUAUACAGAGACGUAAACACACGCAGACACAGACGUUUACGCGGUAGCAGUACGCUCGAGAGAACGGUGAUAACGAGGAGAUAAUGGAAUCGAGCGUGAAGGCGUUAACUCGAAGAAGGAACUCAAUCAGUUCCGAUUUUCGCAAUUAAUGACGUCAAGAAGAAGGCCGAACGGUGUAGGAUGCUACGAUAUUAUUGUAACUAAUACAGAGUCUAUAUUAUAUAUAUUAUUGUACAACCAUCUUUGUAAUAAUUAAGCUGUAAUCGAGUGACGAGAGAUGUAGAAGGAAGAGACAAACAAAGAGGAAGUUAGGAACAACAGACAGAGUGAGUGAGAACUGAAGCGUGUGUGUGUGUGUGUGUGCGUGUGUGUGUGCGUGUGUGUGCGAAAAUGAAAGAAAAUUGGAAUGAGAGGGGGGACUGGGGCAUGAAAAAGAGUGAACCAUAGGAAAAAGCCAAUCGCUAUUUUAGCACUUUUUCAAUCGCGUCGUACGUAAUUUCUACGCCAUUAAGAUUUUUCGUCGGAUUUUGGUUUAAUCAAUCAACGAUGUCGGUGAGAUCGAUUCUUGAGAGGAAGCAAGAUGCGAUGAAAGUCUCAUCGAGCCGUCAUUCGCCGUUCGUUCAUCCGCGUUCAAUUACUUUGUUCUUUCUCUCGUCGAUCUCAAUCGAAAUUGCUUGUGAUGCCGUGACCUACGUUUUCGCAAGAAUUUCGUUGAUUCGUGUUAUUUGCGUUUAUACUUUUGCUCCAGUCGGUCGUCGAGAUUGUUAAGGUGCCUUUUCAUGCUGAUGCUCGAUACUCAUUUUCAGCGUCAAAAUAGAUUAUAUAAUUAAAAUUGACGCUAGACAAUGCAUGAAAAUGAUGUAGCGUUAUGUAUAUGGCGUUCAUUUUUUUUCUAAUACUAUAACAACAUUGUAACGUUCCAGCAAUAUUACAGUAAUAUUGCAAACAUUGCAAUAAUGCUGUAAAUUUCUGUGCUGUAUAAGAAUAAAUCCUACUUUCAGCGUUUAGACGCUAAGCGUUAUAUUAAAAUCACGCUAACGCUACUCUUUAAUUGGUACUUUCUAAUUGUAAAAUCACUAAAUACUUUCAUGCACACGGUGAUACAAGUUGUGUUCCAAUUGUUGUAAUCGUCGACAAAACACUACACAUCGAUACUCAGCUUGAGAGUUACUAGUGAUUGGCUGCAUAAAUUUGUUUUCUAAUAAUAAUUGUUACUAAUCAUGGCUACUAAUAAUUAAAAUUGGAGAUUGAAUAGCCGGUAUUUUUUUUUUAUUCAUUACAAGCGAAAAAAGCUACAGCACACUUUAUCUCAGCGAUGUUCUUGCGAAUGUUCUCAGAACAUUGGGACAUUUUGAUGUUCUCCAAAAUGUCUCUUGGACAUCUGUGUUAUAUGGAUUUAAUCUAUCGUACACAUUCUGUUUAGUUAAGUCGUGUACAAUAUUACAAUAUUACAAUAUUUGUGCAUUCCUGUGUACGUUUGUGUUAAGCAAUUGGAAAACACCCAGCAUCUCAAAUGAAAUGGCACCUUUAAGCAUCGCAUGUUAUUUCACGCCUACUCAAGGAUCCUCUCGGACAACGCACUUCAUCGGGCAGUGUCUCCGUUUCAGGGUUCUCAGAAGAGAAGGGCUCGAUCGACUUUCGUUGACUUCUCGGUGGAUUCGUAUACCGUGAAGAUAUUAUUGUCAGUGCGCACAACAACUACGAGUAUAGCGCGGUCUCGCACUACGCGAGCGGUGCAUUCUCAUUUUUCACCGACAGGUAGGACUUAAGCUAUUUAGGACACUUAGCGAUUAUCACAUUAGGAGCCAUAUUGUACCUACGAGCGCAGCGUAUACAUAUAUAUAGCAUAUAUGAAGUAGUGUUAAUAUCGGGUCUAGCCAUUAAGAUUUCUCUAGCUUCUUAGGGAUAAUAAGCUCAUUGUGAACAACAAUCAGAUCUGAUUUAGAUGCCCCGCGGUCACAAAUCACGUGUGUACAAUCCUGAUGAAGCCCAAUCGUCAAUCUCGCGUCUAACGACGGGAAUUCCGUGAUAAUUCAAAGUCUAACGUCGAGGGAGUGUGCGACUGUCGAUGGGAAAACAUAGAAUACGAGUAAUCUACUCUACUCUGUUCUAGGAAUUAAAAAAAAAAAAAUCUAAAAUCAAUUUUAAAUUUCCUGAAUUUUGCAAUGUCAAUUUUUGCGAACUGAACUUUUUGAGCUAAAGCUUUCUAACAAAACAAAUUAUGGAAGGUCUUGUUUUUUGAAGGUUUUUACGAUCAUUGAUUUUGAUUCUAACCUCAGAAUUCUAAAAUUCAAAUUUAAAAAAAAUAAUCUGACUAUCAUGAAACUCAAUUUUAAGAGAUUCUUGAUAUCGCUGAGUUUCAUUCAGUUUUCUGAAAAUUCGAAAGGGUAGUAACAUCGAAUGAGAAAGGAUCUAAUGUUACAAGGCUCAUAAUCAGAGUUUGAAAGUCAAUUCGAAAAUCAGUAUUAACUGUUUGCAUAGCAUUGAUGAGCUUUAAAUAACGUGAAAUUGGAAACUAGAUGUUAUUUCACAAUUAAAAAUUUCCAAAAAUCGUAUUUUAUAACUGAAAAAUGAGAUCUUUUUUUUA
Molecule: messenger RNA, 7613 nt
Organism: Acromyrmex echinatior (Panamanian leafcutter ant)
Lineage: Eukaryota; Metazoa; Arthropoda; Insecta; Hymenoptera; Formicidae
Biological process (GO): autophagosome-lysosome fusion
Source: RefSeq, a predicted model, not a curated record